UUGCUAGGAUUUAAUUGUACUUUUGAUCACUUGAACUUUAAUUGUUGGGGAUUCAUUGAUCAUCACAAAACUGAAAUAUAUAUUUCUUAAUUAGAAACUAUAUAUAUGCAUCUAACAGUCACAAACAUCCUGGAAUUAUAAUUAUAAUUAAUAACAUAAUAAUUAUAAUUAUAAUUAUAAUUUCUUUGAAAGGGGUUUUGUAAAAUAUGAAUUGUUGACCUUGCUUAAAUGUGUUCUUGUUCUUAUCCUUCCAUUUGGAAAGAAAAUAUAACAUAUGUGCUGUUGAAGAUUUUUUUUCUUUUUCGAACAGUUUAGCAAUUUACAUAUAAAUAAAAAAAAUGUUUCGAUAUACAAUAUAGGGGGUCUAAAAAAUAUAACUGUAAUAAAGAUGGGUUUUUGUAGAAGUAAUAUUCCACAUCCAUGGCUUCACAUGAUCAAUCAGAUGAUUCAUUUUUUUAUUAAGUGAGUUAGUGCCCUAAUUUUUAAUUCAUUUGUACUUCAUUGAGUAGUGUUGAUUGUAGAAUGCCCCAUACCUGCUGAUUUGUUUGGGGAUAAAGUCUUAAUUACUUGAUUUGAUCAUUUGUGUUGAAAAUAGAAUUUCAAUUCCCCAAAACAUUGCACACAAUAAUUAUAUAAAUAUGUAUAUGUAUUUAUGAUAGGCAAAAAAUAAAGAAAGAGAAUUCGCAUUGCUGAUUCUAUCUCAAUUUAAAAAAAAAAAGAAAAAUAAAAAAAAAAAAAAAGAAAAAGAAAAAGAAAAAAGAAUGAUAAUGAUAUUUAUAUAGAAAAUGAUUCUUGUACUGAAUACGUGCACUAAAUUGAUAGACGUAUUCUUUUAAUUGAUCAAUUAUAUAAUAAAUAAAGAAGUGAAACAUUUUACUUGUAUUUGAUAUAAAUAAUUAAUUAAAAAUUAUUAAGUUAGACAAGUCACUGUAAAUGAUUCAGUGUAAGUAUCACUACACUGUGUAUGUUUCAAACUUUGAAAUAGAGAGACAACUUCUCCUAAUUUAAUUCUAACGGGUGAUUAUAAAGGUAAAAUAAAUGUGUGGGUGCUUAGUACAUGCGUGGGGUAGAUAAACCGAUUAACGAUUAAUAUGUAUAAAGAGCGUUCAUUACUCUUUAACCAAUUUUAUGCCAACGACAUAAAAUAUUACGUAAGAACCUAAUACAAACUUGAACUAUUGUCUAUUUCUAUUUCUAUCAUUUAUCUUUUAUUUAUUGAAAUUUAAAAAGGAAAAAUUAGUUUAAUUGGUACAAAGAAAUAAAACAACUAAAUAGCUUGGGUGACAAAAAAACAAUGCCUACCGUUAUCAAACAACCAUUCUUUUCUCAUUUAUAUGCAUUAUUGUUUUUCUUGCGAUAUAAUACAAUAAUUAUUUAUGGAUAAUAUUUGUCUAUUUAUUGGUGGAAGUAGGUGAUCUUUAUUAAGGUUGAUGUUGUCAAAUCACAAAUUUACACAUUAUUUAUAAUUACAAAAUUUAGAAUGUAAUAAAUAAAAUAAUAAAAAAAGGAUAAUAGUCGCCUACUCGCCGUAGGUGACCUUACUAUUGAUGUUGUCCAAUGCGAAUAGGUACGUGAUCUCUAUUGAAAGCUGAUGUCCAAUCAUAAAUUCACACAUUUCCCGUAAUUACAAAAUGGUGAAAGUAAUAAAUAAGCAAAACACAUAGGUGAUUGAAUUUAUUUUUUUUAAAAAUGUUUUCCUUAUUUAUUAAUUUCUUGUUUUUAUAAUUACAGACUAUGUACAUUUGUGAUUGGACAACAUCACCAACUCACAGAUCAUGGAGAAGGGACCAAUUACGUGACCCCGAAAAGUGUAUGCUCAUGAUAAGUUGGCUCGUAGACAUCUUUUUAGUGUUGGGCUUGAUCCGAAUCAAACUGCAAAUUAUUUUCCCAUGAUUGGACCAGUUAACAAACUUGAGCCGGAACGAACCAAUCCGCCCACUUUAUGAGAUCGAUUAGCCAGACCAGAUUUCAAAACAUUGAACCUAAAUAAAUACCCUAAAACGGGGAUGGUAAUAAAACAGUCAUCAAUCAAUCUGCCCAAACAAAGAAAGCGAUGGAUUCUACCGGUCGAAGAAGCGGAGGAGGUAUACUUGAAGGUCUCUACAAAGUUAUUAUGCGCCGGACCUCCAUCUACGCCACUUUCGUCAUCGCCGGCGCUUUCCUCGGCGAACGGGGUGUGGAUUAUGGACUUCAUAAGCUCUGGGAGUACAACAAUGCUGGGAAGCGAUACGAGGACAUAACAGUUUUGGGGCAGAGGCCAUCUGAAUGAAAUUUCAAUCUCUCUCUUCUUUUGGUUCUUGCUUGUUUCCUUUUUGGAGUCAAAAAGGCCACAUUUUUAAUUCAUCCUUGAAUAAGUACUUUUUUUGUUGGGUCAAUGUGGCCUUUAGUUUUCAAAAUACAGAUUAUUGGGAUUCUAAGGUGAUGGUUAUUAUUCAUUUUAAAGCAUGGAAAAUUUCAGUAUCUC
This is a messenger RNA of Cornus florida, 2464 nucleotides long. RefSeq names its product cytochrome b-c1 complex subunit 9-like. The record is from RefSeq and is a predicted model, not a curated record. Bases 2054 to 2269 code for a protein of 71 amino acids. Lineage: Eukaryota; Viridiplantae; Streptophyta; Magnoliopsida; Cornales; Cornaceae. The transcript has 4 exons. Gene Ontology annotation, biological process: mitochondrial electron transport, ubiquinol to cytochrome c.